CGGGGCAGCAGCCGCAGGCCCACGCCGUAAACAGUCAACAUGGCGGCGGCGGCGGCAGCGGCACCCGGGGCCUUCGGCACCUUGCAGGCAGGCCGCGCUCGCUUGGUGGCCGCUUGCUGUGCGCGGCUCGGCCCUGGGUGGAGGCUGUCUGGCUCCUGGACGGUCCCGCGGGUCGACCUGGCGAUCUGGGCUCGGGGCUGGACACCCGCGGCCGGGGGGGCGGCCUGGCGGAGGGGCUACAGCUCUGAGGUGAAGACGGAGGACGAGCUGCGGGUGCGGUAUCUGGAGGAGGAGAACCGAGGAAUUGUGGUGCUUGGAAUAAACAGAGCUUAUGCCAAAAAUUCAUUGAGUACAAAUCUUAUAAAAAUGCUUUCAAAAGCUGUGGAUGCUUUAAAAUCUGAUAAGAAAGUACGGACCAUAAUAGUCAGAAGUGAAGUCCCAGGGAUAUUCUGUGCUGGUGCUGACCUUAAGGAAAGAGUCAAAAUGAAUUCCAGUGAAGUUGGUCCUUUUGUCUCCAAAAUAAGAGCAGUGAUUAAUGAAAUCGCUAAUCUUCCAGUGCCAACCAUUGCAGCAAUAGAUGGGCUCGCUUUAGGUGGUGGACUUGAACUGGCUUUAGCAUGUGAUAUAAGAGUAGCAGCUUCUUCUGCAAAAAUGGGCCUGGUUGAAACAAAGUUGGCAAUUAUUCCUGGUGGAGGGGGCACGCAGCGACUGCCACGUGCCAUUGGGAUGUCCCUGGCCAAAGAGCUCAUCUUCUCUGCACGUGUGCUCGAUGGCCAAGCAGCCAAAGCAGUGGGCUUGAUCAGCCAUGUUCUGGAACAGAACCAGGAGGGGGACGCUGCCUAUAGAAAGGCCUUGGACCUAGCAAGAGAGUUUUUACCUCAGGGACCUGUUGCAAUGAGAGUGGCAAAAUUAGCAAUUAAUCAAGGGAUGGAGGUCGAUUUAGUAACAGGAUUAGCCAUAGAAGAAGCUUGUUAUGCUCAGACUAUUCCAACGAAAGACAGACUUGAAGGUCUUCUUGCUUUUAAAGAGAAAAGGACCCCUCGUUAUAAAGGAGAGUAGAAGAAAGAGAAAUCUUUAAAAUGCCAGUGUAAUAAAUAUACUUCUGGAAGUAUCUUUCAGAUUCACGUAUGCCUCAGCAUCUGGAAUCCCAGCGACCAAAGUGAAGAGCGAGUUAUCCAUAUACUGAAUUAAGUAUCUGGAGUGGACCCCUAUGUGUACUCGUUCAAAUGUGUAUCAUCAUUUUCAUUCAGAUUUAUAAAGCUAAUAGUGUAUACUGUCAAAAACGCCAAUUCAAAAUUAGGUAUACAUUUUUAAAUACCUCCUGCAUAUGAGGCUUUCUGUUCUUAAUUUUUUUAAUGUGAAUAAUUUAUAUAUUGCACACGCUAGGAAAAAAUAUUGAUUGUAUGUCUCCUGUGCUACAGUAUGAAAAUAAAAUUAUUUCUAUGUACCAAAAAUGUGAAGUUAUACCAAAUAAAGUUUCCAAGGGAUUGUACACAUGCACCCACACACAUACAUCUCAUACUGAAAAAGGAGCUGAUAGAAUUCUGAGUGAAAAUUAUCAAAUAUAAGUAAAAUUCGUGAAAAGAAAACGUGGAAAUUUUUCUCUUACCCCAUUCUUUUUGUAUUGAGUAAAUCAUUGCAUGUUGGAUUUUAGAAGAAACCACCUUUCCAUUGCUGAUUCUGUCAGGUGACCUCUUUACGUAGUCAGUCUUAGAAUACAGUAUGGAUGGUGAAUUAAUCCAGUCAGAGACUGGGACCAAAGGCCUUGUGGAGGCCAACUGGAGGCCUGGAACUGUUGUACCUCUAAGCCCUCCUAGCAAGUGGCCUGGCCCCUUGGCCUAACCCAGAAAUAAAAUGGUGCAGCCAAGGUUGGCCCUUAGAAGUGGCUUGGUCCUGGAUUAAGGGUGAAGUAGAGCCUGCUUUCUGCUUCCUUCUCCACAGCUAUUUGCAGCUGAUUUCAGUAAGGAAAGGAGGUGAACACAGCACCCCUCUCUCCCCGUUCUAACAAACAUCAUGCCCUUCUACCCCUGGCCAGGUAAGCAACUAGAAAUGGAGGAGCUCCAGGGGUGUGUGAGUUUAUAUAGCCUUGCCUGGGGGACAGAUAGGAAGUGUGGGGGAAAUAGUCAGCUGUAGAACUCAGUGUGCAAAAGGGAGCGGAACAGUACAGCUCCCCGAACGAAUUUGGGCUAGCUUUAUUUUGUGUUCAUUUGAUCAAACCACACUGCCUUUUGAGGCUGCAUCCAGGGCUGAGUCCAGCAGUGCUGGAGAAACCCCCCUUUUCCAGGACCCGCGCCUGUUACUUGCCAGCUCCAGGGGUCCCCCACUGUCCCCAAACACUGCAGCUGUGCUUCAUUGCAGUGAAGUCAAGUUCGACACGUGGGUGACUGCCUGUUUCACGCAUUCCCAUGCUCCGCACCACAGCUUCCUUGCUCUUUUAAAGCAUAUAGACUUGGAAUUUUUUAAAUCACCGAAACUUUUGUUUUUUAAUUUGAGAAAUUGAACUCUCAAUCUCAAUUCUAAAAUCCUUGAAAGAGGUAAGCGUGGACUUAACCUCAGCUGAUGGGCACCCUGCCAGGGGGCAGGCCUGCUUACUAUGCGCGUCCUUGUACUACAGCAAGCGCUGUGCUCUUUGUCACCUUUGCUGCUGACACUGUACAGACUAUGAUGUUUGCUCAGCUGAUCGCCAUCAUAUGAAAGGAGCUUGUUAAAAUUUACAUUCGGCUCUGUGGUGAUUGUAUCUGGUGGUAUAUACACUUUGCUGAUAAACUUGUACCAUUCAUUUC
Molecule: messenger RNA, 2783 nt
Organism: Eubalaena glacialis (North Atlantic right whale)
Lineage: Eukaryota; Metazoa; Chordata; Mammalia; Artiodactyla; Balaenidae
Gene: AUH
Product: AU RNA binding methylglutaconyl-CoA hydratase
Exons: 10
Coding region: 40-1059 (339 amino acids)
Biological process (GO): fatty acid beta-oxidation
Cellular component (GO): mitochondrion
Molecular function (GO): enoyl-CoA hydratase activity
Source: RefSeq, a predicted model, not a curated record